GUGGGAAUAUUUCCAGGGCUGCAGAGCUCCUGCCCAUGGCACAUGGGCAGCAGGUCCUGGCAGACACUUCACAACUGCUUGUUGUCACCAGAGACUUCAGAUAGGAACACAAGUCCAUGAGGCAGCUUUGGGUCCUAUGGAUGUAUAAAGGUUAAGUGCCAAGCGCCAAAAUGAGCGUGACUUCGUGGUUCUUGGUGAGCAGCACUGGCAUUCGCCAUCGGCUCCCUCGGGAGAUGAUAUUUGUUGGCAGAGAUGACUGCGAACUGAUGCUCCAGUCCCGCAGUGUGGAUAAGCAGCACGCUGUAAUCAACUAUGACAAGGAGAAGGAUGAGCACUGGGUGAAGGAUCUCGGGAGCUUAAAUGGAACGUUUGUCAAUGAUGUGAGGAUUCCUGACCAGAAGUACAUCACCCUGAAACUGAAUGAUGUAAUUCGCUUCGGCUAUGAUUCAAAUAUGUAUGUCCUGGAACAAAUUCAACACAAAGUCCCAGAAGAAGCAUUAAAGCAUGAGAAGUACACCAGCCAACUCCAGAUGAAUUACAAAGGCACGGCCAUGAAGAGGGCGGAGCAGCCCAUGGAGCACGGUGUCUACACUGAGUCCGCACAAGCAAAGCUGGAGAAAGGAGAGAGGAAAGCAAUUACAGAAACAAAUACUUACCGCACCCCUCUCUAUGGGCAACCCUCCUGGUGGGGAGAAGAUGAUGUAAAUAACAAGGAGGAGAGAAGGCAAGAGGAACAUUACUCAGAGAGAUCAAAAGAGAUAACCCAACAUGAAGAGGAACUGAAUGGGAAUAUUUCUACUUUUAGAGACGCCCAAGAACAAUCUGUGUUUGCCUUCCGGAGAGAGCCAAGUUAUUUUGAGAUCCCAACUAAAGAAUUUCAGCAGCCAUCAAAAUCUCCAGAGACACAGGUCCAUGAGAUCCCAACAAAGGAUGUUGAUGCUGUGGUAGCCCCUGUGGUACAGAGUCAUGCCUCUUUCACCAUUGAAUUUGAUGAUGGUACCCCUGGUAAAAUAAAGAUAAAAGACCAUGUAACUAAAUUUUCACUCAGACAGAGAAGACCCUACAGUAAGGAGCCAGCUCAUACAGAAGUGAUGUCAGCGGAGAGCAAAGUGGCUGACUGGCUUGUCCAGAAUGACCCAAGCCUGAUGAGAAGGCAGUCUGCAGGAGAUGAUGUUUACAGCACCAAGAGUGACCUGCCAGUUCAUGUAAGGACUCUUAAAGGUUCCUGGUCGUUGACUGAAUCGUGUUGUGUGCCUUCACACCCGUUUCCUUCUCCAAAAAAAGGCAACAGGCACGAGGACGGGACGCAGAGCGACACCGAAGACCCCAAGGCGGAGAAGGAGACAACGACGGGUGGGGAACGUCCGACAGAGCAGACGAGGCUGCAGCGCCAGAUGAGGCGUGACCCCCACGAGAUGCUGCAUAACAAGCAGGCCUUUGUCAUCGAGUUCUUCGAGGACACGCCGCGGAAGAAGCGGUCCCAGUCCUUCACGCACAGCGCUCAUUCAUCCCAGAGCGACGCGGAUCUGGGGCUGAAGAACAAGGUUGAAAAGCGCAAGAACGCGUUGCCGGCGGAGAAGCCGGGGAAUUCAGUGCCGCCAUCUCACCUCACAGCCCAGGCGGGCAAACCCACCAACAGCUCCUGCGGGACCCAAAGAACGAGCUCCUUCAAGAGGGAGAAGACGGAGGAUCGGAUCAACUCUUCAUCCUCCUCUGCUCCCAGAGCCAAAAGUUAUGGGAGCGUUGGGAGGAAGUCUAAAAUGGCUCAGGAUUUUAUGGCUGAGUACUUGCGUGAGACCGCUCAGUCUGGGAAGCCAAACGCCGAGAAACCAGCCCCUGUGCCCGUGCCGGUAGCUCCACGUGUGGUUAUAUCCUCGGAACCGGAGCCUGCCUCUACUCCCCCUCCGGAGGUGAAGUCUGCCCAGGGCAGGAGGAAUGAUGAGGAAGACAGCGUAAGUGAGACAGGCACAUACACCAUUGAGACGGAGUCACAGGACAAAGAGGUGGAGGAAGCGCGAAAAAUGAUAGAUCAGGUUUUUGGCGUUCUUGAAUCGCCUGAAUUUUCCAGAAUCUCUUCAGCCUUUCGACCAAUAAUCAAAGGUGAAAAAGAUGACUCCGGUUCUCAGCAUCUAAUCAGUGAAAAUGGCACUAGUCAGAAGUCACCCCUGCUCCAGGCAUUUUCCUCAAAAGCUGUGAAUGGGUCUCAGGCUGAAGCGCAGAUGUCUGCAGCAUCUCAAGGGAGUCAGAAGUGGGUGUCAAGGUGGGCAAGCCUUGCGGACAGUUACUCUGACACUGGAUCUGUCUCCGGGCAGGGUGAUGGAAGUGCAGAAAGCGGGGUACCCCCAAAACCUGGGGAACCAGAAAACUCUGUGCCCUCUAGAACAAGGCGCCUUCUGCCCCAACUCCCACCCAAUGAUAAAUCAGACAGCCCCACUCCCACGGUCCUGGUGUGCCAGGAGUCCUAUUCUGAGGUUACCAAGAGAACCAUCGUGAAGGACCACUGCGUGGAAGCCUGUGGCGAUUCCAGCAGCCGCCUCUUCAUCCAAGAAGACCUGGAUCCAGAUAGCCUCAGCGAUGCCAGCAGAUCUGACGAUGGCUUCAGCACGGAAAAAGGCAAGAAAUAUAAAGAGAACAGCAAAAUGCUAGAGCAGAUGAGGGAAGACAACAGAUCAGAGAGCCGGCAGCCGGGAGCUUCCCGGAUCUCUCACGUGAGAGCUGUGAGUGAGCCAGUUACUACUUCAUUCUACAUCGGUGAUGACAGCAAUGAUGCAGGGGUUCCCUCCAAGUUCUCUCUGAGCGUAUCCCAUGCUCGAGCAGACAAGGACAGCAAGGAUCCGGAGUUUUCCUUCAAGUGUUCUAGCACACCAGUUUCUGGAAAGCCACCGGUCAAAGAUGUUAGUGCGUAUAUAAACACGGCUGGAAAAGUUGUCAUUUCCCUUAAUCAGAGUCUUCCUCAAGAUCAAGAAAACAUGUCAGGAAAGGAAAUGACAUCUUUUGUUAGACAGGAAAGUUUUACCAAAGAUAAAUCAAGCAGCGGUGUUCCUCAAAAUAAACUCCCACAUAUUUCAAGUCACCCUCUGCUUAAAGAUUUAGAGGCUGUUCGGUCAACUCGUAUGGACUUUAGUCAGGACACUCAUCUUCUGCUUAAGGACACUGAAACUGCCUUGGCAGCACUGGAAGCCAAAUUGCUUGGUCAAAGCCAACAGCUGGAGCCCUCAGAAACUGCUGGUCAGCUGGAGGACUCCUUGUCAGGGGACUCAGAUGUAGACACGGCCAGCACAGUCAGCUUGGUGAGUGGCAAAAAUGUCCCAGCAAGUGCCCCGAAACGCAAAGCAGUCGCGGGCUUGCAGAAGGAGAAAUCUUCCUCCACACCAUCCAUCCAGGACCAGUGUGGGCAGCCCAGCGCUCGGGACAGGCUGACGGAGAAGCGGAAAACACAAGCACCAGAGGCGCCAAACCGAGCAGAGGCUGCCAAACGCUUCCAGAUGAAGCGCAGCGCUGGGACUCGAGGGUCACUUGACUUCACGGAUGACGAGAGAAGUUCAAACUCACCCUACCUGCCAGUCCCAGAUGCGGUUGUGUCUGACCACGAGCACUCGGUAACCCGGCCUGUUCCCAGGAGGAAACCUUACACUCAGGCCACCAAGGAGGACCAGAGCAAAACGACCUCGAAUGUGCAGAAAAUCCAGCAGGUUCUCACCCGGUCCAACAGUUUAUCCACCCCACGACCCACAAGGGCCUCGAAGCUACGCCGUGCCCGGCUGGGAGACGCUUCGGACAACGAAUGCGUGGACGCUGAGAAAACAGCCUCCAACACGGACGCCACUGCUCAGGGCACCAAGCAGCCCGCAGAGACAAAGAAACUCUCUCGGCUGGACAUCCUGGCCAUGCCCAGGAAACGGGCAGGUUCAUUUACAGUGCCCAGUGACUCGGAGACGGCGCAGUCGAGGACGGGGUUUUCGGGCCGAAGUGCGGAGUCCUAUCGGAAGACGGGCGUUUCGGAGGUGAGAGCUGCAGCCAGGAAAACAGCAGCCGCUGCCUCUGCUAAGCAGCCUUUCAGCAGGAACCGUUCAAGCAGUGUCAAGUAUUCCUCCUCAUCAUCCUCAUCAAGGCGGAGACCGCAGGGUUCAGAUUACACUUCUACUUCGGAGGAGGAAUAUGGCUCAAAUCACAGCUCCCCUAAACACAAACGCUCCCAUACUUCAACAGCCACACAAACACCGAGAAUACGUGGCUCUGGGCUGGGCAAGCAGAAGCACAACGGCAGAGAAACGGAUGAUGAUGAAGAUUUUGAUGACAACCCUGACCCCUACAACUUCAUGGCGCAAACAGCAGAGAUAGCAGAGAUAGCCAGGCUCAGCCAGACCUUGGUGAAGGAUGUGGCCAUCCUUGCUCGAGAGAUUCACGAUGUUGCUGGAGAUGGGGACUCACAGGGUUCCUCAGGGACGGGGCCAAGCACCUCCCUCAGCUCUGUGCCCAACACUCCAGCUUCCACCAUAUCUGCAAGAGAAGAGAUUGCUCGUAGAUCUUUUCGGCUGGCAUAUCCAUCUCAGUUGGUGCAGCACAUUCCAGAAGCAAGUCUGAACUACCAGAAAGUGCCUCCGGGAUCAGUGGAGCUGAAGGAUUUUGACCAAAAUAUGAAUGAUAAUAGAGAAGAGGAUCCCUCAAGAAAAACAAGGACAAGAAACCGUGAGGAGGUAAUCUUCGACAAUCUGAUGUUGAACCCAGUGUCCCAGUUAUCGCAUACAAUCCGUGAAAAUACGGAAAACCUUGCUGAAAAAAUGAAGAUUCUGUUUCAAAACUCAGAAAGGACCUGGGAGGAGAUGGAGGCCAAAAUCAAUUCAGAAAAUGAAGUGCCAAUUCUGAAGACAUCAAACAAAGAAAUCAGUUCUAUCUUGAAGGAGCUCAGGCGGGUUCAAAAACAGCUUGAAGUCAUAAACGCUAUCAUUGACCCUACUGGAAACUUGGAUAUAGUUGCCAGUAACAAAGCAUCUUCUGCUGCUAAACAAUCUACAGCCACUAAAGUCAGGACUGCUAACAAUUCUGGGUCCACACUGGAGACUUUGUCCCUAGCACAGAUGAGAAACUACACUCAGAAAUCGAACUGUGGGUCUUCUAGCUUACAAGAUUCAAAUUUCAUUCCAGAUGGAGAGAAAUAUGUGAUCUGAUACAAUAUUUUGUAUUGCUGUUAUACUGUAAUCUACCGUCGCAUUAGUAUUGUGUAUGAGUGGUUUGUGGACAGUUUGUGUGGAGCAGUUGUUUAGAUUGCUAACAUGUUGCACAAAAAAGAAAAAUCUAUGCUGUGAGGGUGAAUGGAAAGUCUGUGUAUGCCUUUUCAACAAGACUAGCACUGUGGAGCAGCACAUAUUCAGCAUAGAGGCAAACUGAUUUUUACAAAAUUACUCACUUAUUCUUCCAGCGUGCCAUAAGAAAACAGGCUCUGCAUAUUUUCCAUUCAAUACUGCUGAGGCUAAAGUGUUCUUGCAUUGGCCUGUUUAUGACUAUUCAGUUGCAAUGAGGCUCAAUUUGAAAAAAACCAAAAAAACAAACUCACACAUUUUGGUACUAUAUUUAUUUGAUUGAAUUUUUUUGAAGUGUUCAAGUGAGGCAUUACAACUCUGUUGGAAUCAACCUGCAAAUCCAACAGAACAAUUGUGCAAUACCAUGGGUUUCUGAGAGAAACCCUUACUGCAGUUGUGUAGGAUUUCCUUUCAGCAGUCAUAAAAAGACAACCACACUGAAGUUGUGCAUCUGUUUUUCAGUCCAAAAACCAAAACAAGACAGAAUAAACCCUUUUGGUUUGUUUUUUUUUUUUUUCUCUUGGGAAAGUAUAAAAGUUAAUAAAGGUAUGAAUGUAAAGACUACUGAUACAGCUACUAUUUUUCAUGAUAUUUCAGACCCAAAGUUUGGGAUAGGUACAAAAAAUUAGAUUUUACAAUUUGGCUUGCCAAAUUUUCAUGGUUUUGGUACAAAUGCUGUCUUUAAGCUGCUUUUCUUUUUUAAUUUAAAUAUACAGCCUUUUCAUAAUGAGCUACAAAUGCUCUUGGCUGGGCCAAAGACUAAGAUGUUUGCAAUUACCCAAUUGCAAAGACAACCAUCUGUUCCAGUGGCUCAUGGAAUAAACUUAAUUACACAGUUGGUGUGAACUAGUGCAAUCACUUGACAGCACUGGAAAAAUAAUGGCUUCAAUGUAGCUCCACCUUUAUGGCUAGUUCUGUUAUGAAUUUUUUUUUCAAUGCAAAAGUGCUUGCAAAGGCCGCCAUUGUGGUGUUCCUCAGAAACUAUUCAACAGUGUCAAGCACUUGGUACGUUUGGGAUUUUUGUCCCUGGAUUUAAUUUUUGGUCCGUUACAAUCCUAGAAACACUAAGGUUGUGUACAGUUGUUUGAGCAAUUUCUUAUUUAACAAAAGUUGGGGUGGAUAUUCUGUCUUUUUGUUUAACUGCAAAACACUAAGCAAUUUUUGUUGCUUUAAGAGCAAAAAUUUUGGUUUUGAGGAGAUCUCUUCCAGAUGUGUUUGCUCCCAGUUUUUUCUGUCUUGGAUCGAUUCCUUUUUCAUUCUUCCAGGUCAACAAAUAGUAAUCAGGUAAAGAAAUUCUUUUGUAGCUGUGGAGGAUACAUUUACUGGGAAAGGUGAGCAGAUGAGUUCCACUUUGCCCUCAUACAGUAUGUAGUUUAACCAGUGAAAAUGGUUUCCCAAGCUUGACUGCUUCUUGUGUGCUGACUAUAUUUUGGGGUGAGUAGUGGAUUCCUUAGUUAGCUUCAGUAGUUACCUGAGCUUUUCUGCUAGGAUGUUGUAACAGUGGGAACCUGUUAAAAUAAUUUAAAUAAAUAGGGAUGCUCACAAAGUGUUUAACCUUACUAGUGAAGAAGGUGAUUGCUUUCCUGGUGAAGCCAGUGAGAGCUUUCCAUCAGUUUCAGCAGAGACAAGAUCGGUCCCAAAAUGGGAGUACGUCAACACGCCAUUAGUUUAUUUUUGAGCCUGCAAGAUGCUGGCUGGUAAAUAGUAGGUGCAGAUAUCCUUCCGAGAUUUCCAGUAGGCUAUAAGCUCAUCUGCUUGUGUGGAGAUGCCCUUCCAUGAAGAAAUUUGCUGGAUUUCACGUAGAUGAAUGCAGAAUAAAACAAAUUUGCCCUUGAUGUUGUUCUGCCUGUAAUAUAUGCACUAUCUGAAUGUGUUAACUCAGUCGUUGAUUCUGAUCUGUCUUUUCUUGAAAUACCUGACUCUGUCCUUGGUGAAUAUCAUAAGUGGUGGUAUCGUUCCUGACAUACGAGACACAAUUUUCAAGCCCUUCUUAGUUAGGGUUUGAACUGACCAGGUGCUACCCCAACUCACUAGGAGUUGAAGGACCUUCACAGAUAAGGUGUUGUUGUUAGUUUCAGUUUUGCUGUAGAGACAAGUGAAUUACUAAGAUGUACAUCUGACUUCCCUGAUUAUUUCUUAUUUCAACAUUUUCAUGGCUAUACACAAGUGGAUUCUGUUUUUCUGCAGUGUGUCUUUGAUGGACUUCUGUUUACUUUCACUUGAAAAUUGCUUGAUUCUUCUUUGAUUCUUGAACACAUCAGGGAGGGAUUUUCUCCCUUUGUUGCUCUGUCCUGGACUUGAGAGCGAGCCCACAGACACCUUGCAUCAGUUAAAUCAACCUGCAAAAUACGGUACCUCUUCAAGUGACUAACGAGGAUGCAACAAUCAGUGUCUCUUGAUAAUUUGGAAAUGAGUGUGUGAAGGCAGGGAGGAUGCACAGCUUGAUUUGUUUUAUUUGUGGCUCAGCAGAACUGUAAAAUGCUUCUGUGUCCUGACACAAUGCUCAUUCUUAGAUCUUUGCAUUUGAAAAGGUUUUGCUAGUCAACGAUGAAACGCAACGUAUUUUUUCUUGUGUUCACUGCUUCUGAAGUACUGUGGUUUGCACUUGUCUGCUCCAGAUAAGCCAAAGAGCUAUCCACUCCUAUCCACUCCUUUGCUGAUUGUUGGUUCUUACAAGUGGUACUGUAUGCAGCCAUGGAAACAUGCCUGUGUGACUCCAGUGUGAACCUGACCCAUGUGUAGUGGUGUAUUUGGGGGGCCCAGGAUCAGUGCUCGAGAUUCCUGCUGGCUUCCAUGAGCUGUGGAUGGGCCCUGCAUUGAGCUUGGCAGGGGUGACACUGCCCUGUGUGUCACUCCCGUGCCACCUUGCUUUCAUGUGUUUUGUGUCUGACUAAAGCAAUGUAACGAAGGGCGGGAUUUUCCAAGUUGUGGGGAAGCUCAGGCCCUUUUGGGUUUUCCAUAUGCCUUGGGUUCCUGAUGCCCUGAGCACCUUCCAAAAUCCCAGCCCUCAGCUCUUCCACUAUACUUGAAAACUUUUGAGUUCGACGCUUUCAAAUGUAAAAUCCCGUUAUUCUCUUCUGAUGGCGUGAAUGUAAAUUCCUGUGAGGGUGUGUAGGAGCUUUGGGAGCGAGGACCCAGCUGGAUCCAUGGCAGUAUCAUGUUGUGGUCAUGCUCCAGGAAGAAAGAACGUCUGCAGCAUCUUUUGAGUAUUUUAGUAAAGGUACAAUUAGUGGAAUGUUUACAUACAGCCUACUGACAAAAAAGGAGACAAAAAAAAAGAAUAAAAAGUGUAAAGUAUUUAAGUGCAAGACUCUACUAGUUUUCUCUUGUUUUGCAGAUCACACUAGCUAUUUUUGAAGUUGGUAAAUGUGCAUAACUUUUGCAAAGACCAGACAGAACUACCUGUUCACUUUCAAUGUGCCCCGUGCUGAAUUGUGCCUAUUUCACUCUCUGCUGUUGUUAUGCUGCUGAUUCUGCUGAUUCUGAACUGUUCACUGGAUCAUUCCAUUUGCAUGCAACACAAAUGCAAGCUGAGCUGUCUGAGAGUAAAGCUGAAACACGUUUGUAUAACUUGAAUUGAUUAAUGACUUUCUCUUUUCCACGCCCUCUUGAAAUGCUGUGUAUAAUUUUGAUUUGUUUCUUCUGCCCUGAUUUCUUUCCACUUUUGGUUUGUUGUUUUUUUUUUGUUUUGUUUUGUUUUUUUGAACAAUAAUUUAUUUUUGUUUGGAUUAUAGGCAGUAUCUGUACAUUUUGUUUCAAGGUGAUAUUGUGGAUGUCUUUAAAAAACCAAAUUGUUAUUUUAUAUAAUUUUAUCAUAAAGUUGCUCUAAUAAAUCAUUCUUUUAUCAUGUGA
Messenger RNA from Hirundo rustica (Barn swallow), 9152 nucleotides. It is a transcript of the gene CEP170B, whose product is annotated as centrosomal protein 170B. NCBI's taxonomy places the organism in Eukaryota, Metazoa, Chordata, Aves, Passeriformes, Hirundinidae. The transcript has 21 exons. The record is from RefSeq and is a predicted model, not a curated record. The coding region runs from base 171 to 5168 and encodes 1665 amino acids. Gene Ontology annotation, molecular function: protein binding.